AUUGCGGCGCAGCUGAAAAGCUUAGAGGUGACCAUGUCUGAGACCUUUCUUGUCCAUUACAUAUUGUGCACUUUACCUCAUCAGUACGGUCCAUUUAAGAUAUCCUAUAACACACAUAAAGAUAAAUGGUCCAUUAAUGAAUUGAUGACCAUGUGUGUUCAAGAGGAGGAGAGACUACUGAUGGAGGAAGGUGAGAAAGUAAACCUAACGGUCCAUGGCAAAAAGAGAAAGCAUGACACAAAGGGGAAGGGACCUGUGCCAGCUGAGCGGGUUAUAAAGAAGGAGUCUACGUGUUUUUUCUGUAAAAAGAAAGGACACAUGAAGAAGGACUGCAUUAAGUUCAAAACCUGGCUCGAAAAGAAAGGGUAUGGAAAGCCUAAGGAAACCAAUGGGAAGUGAACAGUUCAUCUAUUCCGGUAGUCGGAUGC
Molecule: messenger RNA, 428 nt
Organism: Andrographis paniculata
Lineage: Eukaryota; Viridiplantae; Streptophyta; Magnoliopsida; Lamiales; Acanthaceae
Exons: 2
Coding region: 34-399 (121 amino acids)
Molecular function (GO): nucleic acid binding; zinc ion binding
Source: RefSeq, a predicted model, not a curated record